Messenger RNA from Hippoglossus stenolepis (Pacific halibut), 5928 nucleotides. Its product is annotated as bromodomain-containing protein 1-like. Gene Ontology annotation, molecular function: protein binding. The record is from RefSeq and is a predicted model, not a curated record. Gene Ontology annotation, biological process: regulation of transcription by RNA polymerase II. Gene Ontology annotation, cellular component: MOZ/MORF histone acetyltransferase complex. NCBI's taxonomy places the organism in Eukaryota, Metazoa, Chordata, Actinopteri, Pleuronectiformes, Pleuronectidae.
CAACGUCCCGCAUUGUUGUUGGGGGAAGAGAAGCAGGAGCUCGGGCAGCGGUGGAGCUCUGCCACCUGUCUCUCUACACUCCUGUCCCCUGGUGUCUACCCGGACCACAGUAGCACGCCCGGGACCGGCUCUUCGCCCUGGAUACCGGCCGGUCUCUCUCAAGUUCUACUCGGUUCAGCUCGAGCCGCGGCCGCCGGUGGAUGAGCGGACUGAAUGUGGAUUUAGCUGCUGCUUCGCCCCGCAGGCCGCGCCGCCAUUGCUGUUGUCUUUGCGAGCUGAAUUGGUAAAAAAACCCGAGGGUCUUAACGGUUUCAACAUGAAGAAAAAAGGUCGAAAUCACCGCCCGUCUGUGCUGAAGAGGGAGUCGUCACCCAUCAAGCCGUCACCCAAUCGGGAGACACUGACAUAUGCACAAGCUCAGCGAAUUGUAGAGCUGGAGCUGGACGGCCGAGUGCAUCGGCUCAGCGUCUACGACAAGCUGGAUGUCAUCGCUGACGAUGAUCCCACGGCCCAGGAAAUCAUGGAGUGCAACAGCAACAAGGAGAACAAUGAUAAGCCCCAGCAGGUCCUGGUGCGCUCUAUGCGCCUCAAAAACAACCAGCAGAAGAAGAACGCAGCACUCACAGCUUCACAUGGCACCAGCGGCACCCACGGCACCCACAGCAGUACCAGCGGCCUGUUGGAGCCAAAGGUUAGAACAGUUGAAUACAACCUGCCAGUGGUGCCGAAGAGGCCAGCAGCAUAUUACAAAUACACAGAAAGGACGGCGGAGGAGCUGGAUGAGGAGGUGGAGUACGACAUGGACGAGGAAGACUAUGCCUGGUUGGAGCUCAUCAAUGAGAAAAGGAAGAGCGAGGGCAUCAGCCAGGUGUCCCACAACCUCUUUGAGUUCUUAAUGGACCGCUUCGAGAAGGAGUCGUACUCAGCCACGCAGGGUCAGAGUGACAUGCAGUCGCUGGUGGAUGAGGACGCCGUCUGCUGCAUCUGUAUGGAUGGAGACGGUGCUGACAGUAAUGUUAUCCUCUUUUGCGACUCCUGCAAUAUCGCUGUGCACCAGGAGUGCUACGGUGUGCCGUACAUCCCAGAGGGCCAGUGGCUGUGCCGCCACUGUCUGCAGUGUCCGUCGCGGCCCGCAGAGUGCGUCUUCUGCCCCAACCGAGGUGGAGCCCUGAAGAAGACUGAUGAUGGCCGCUGGGGUCACGUAGCGUGUGCUCUGUGGGUCCCUGAAGUCGGCUUCUCUGACACUGUUUUCAUUGAGCCAAUUGAUGGUGUCCGCAACAUUCCGCCAGCACGCUGGAAGUUAACUUGCUACUUGUGUAAGGAGAAGGGUGCAGGAGCGUGCAUCCAGUGUGACAAGAUCAACUGUUACACAGCCUUCCAUGUCAGCUGUGCCCAGAAGGCCGGCCUCUACAUGAGAAUGGAACCAGUCAAAGAGGUGACUGCGUCCGGUGCUACCACCUUCUCUGUACAAAAGACCGCCUACUGCUGCAGCCACACACCCAACGGCUGUGACCGCCGGCCCCAUAACAUCUACGAGGAGCAGCAUCCGAAAAACGGAGCCUGCCAAAAGAGGGUUGAGAAAAGGGGGAAGGCCCGUGCCAAGGGCUGGCAUAAGAAGAAGAGUAAGAGAGCAGAGCCUGAACCAGAACCAGAACCUGAGACUCCCACCAACUCUGGUCCCAGUAUAACCGCCUCAAGGUAUGCAGGCAUCCAGGACUCAAAUAAUGCAUUUCAUUAUGAAUCAAUACUCAUUCACUCCAGUAAGAAAAAACUACCAAAAGCCUCUUUUAUUGACAUAUCUCCUUCUGUUUCCCUGUGGUUUAGUUUUGACACUAUCCUGAACCAGGUGGCGGUUCAGAGGAAGCGCCUGUUUGUCGAGAGUGUGCUGAGCUACUGGGUGCUGAAGAGACAGUCGAGGAACAACGUGCAGCUAAUCCGCCGGCUGCAGGCCAACCCUCAGCCACCCAAAGUCAAACAGAUGGACCGCAAGGAGACAAACCAGGCUCUGAAGGAGCAGUUGAAGGAGUGGCACCGCCUCCGCCACGACCUCGAGCGAGCUCGUCUGCUGCUGGAGCUCAUCAGGAAGAGAGAAAAGCUGAAGAGGGAGGAGAUGAAGCUGCAGCAGUCAGUGCUGGAGGUCCAGCUGACCCCCUUCAACAUCCUGCUGAGAGCCGUGCUCAGUCAGCUACAGGAAAAGGACCAGUACAGCAUCUUCGCUCAGCCUGUCAGCAUCAAGGAGGUUCCUGACUACAUGGACCACAUCAAAACCCCCAUGGACUUUUCCACGAUGAGGAAACGCAUCGACGCUCAUGACUACAGGAGCCUGGAGGAGUUUGAGGCGGACUUCAACCUCCUCAUUGCCAACUGCAUGUCCUACAAUUCUAAGGACACCUUCUUCUACAAGGCAGCUCAGAGGAUGCAGGAUCACGGAGGAGCCAUCCUACGCAGGGCCCGCCGCGAAUCCGAGCGGAUUGGCUUUGACUUCCCAAGCGGCUUGCAUCUGUCCACGGCCCCCAAACUUGAGGCGCCAUCCCCCUUCUCCUGGGAGGACGUGGACCGCCUGCUGAGCCCCACCUACCGACAGCUGACUCCUCUGGAGGAUCAGCUGAAGGAGCUGCUGGAGAAGUUGGACCUGAGCACAGCCAUGAAGCACGGCCCGUCCCGCAGCAAGAGGCUCAAACUGCUCAAAAAGACCAUCAUGGAGGUCCGCAGCGAGAUGAGCUUGAAGAAGUCUCUCCGACCGCCACCACCCGCUGCCUCAGAACCCAGCUCAAUCUCCACAGAGUCAGAUGAGGAACCACUACCUGAACCCACAGCAAAGCCCUGCUCAGAACAGGAGAAGUAUUUACCUCCGCCAACGUUAAGCCCUUUGACCUUACAGUCAGAGCUUGACGCCUUGCCCAGCAACUUGGAGCUGCCCCCUCUCAAUCCCAUCAAACCCAGCACGGACCAGACUCACAUGAAGCUCGACAGUGACACGUCUACCUCACUACCCCUAGACACCCCCACAAGGCACAUCCCAGACCAACUGCUCCACAACGGCAACCUCAGCACCGAGGUCUCUGUUCCCUGCAACCGACGGACCAAUGUCCUCUUCCGCAAGUCCAAGAGUGCCAGCCCACAGAAACCACCCAAGACCCAAGAGGCAUCUGCUGUAUCGCCUCCGUCUCUAGGCGCCAAAACCUUCCUGUCGGUAGUGAUACCUCGACUGGAGACGCUCCUCUUGCCGAAGAAAAGAACCCGCAGCAGCAGUGCUGAUGGAGAGGACGACGACGAGUCACCAAUAAAACGCCUCGGCACAGGAAUUGCAAAUGGAUUUGUGGUAGAUGAGGAAGAAAUCUCGCCGUCUCCUCGGCUGGUGGAGCCUCGCCGUCGCUGUGCGUCGGAGUCGAGCAUCUCCUCCAGUGGAAGCGUUCUCUGCGGUACGAGCACCGUCAUUGUAUCUAAAGGUGGUAAAGGGCGGCUGGCAGCAGCUCGAAGGAGCACUGUGGAUGACAAAAACUCUCUGAGGACCUGUAUCAAAAACGGAGAGUUCACCAAAGCUGCCAAGAUCUCCUCAGAGGUGUGGAAGCCCACCGCUGCUUCUCCAUUUGUUCUGGAGCCUCUUAAACUAGUUUGGGCUAAAUGUAGUGGAUUUCCCUCCUACCCUGCCCUGAUCAUGGAGCCCAGAGUCCGGAGGACGGUGUCUCAGCACAACGGGGUGGUGCUUCCCCAGCCGCCGCUGGACGUUCUCAGAGCCGGAGAGCGGAUGCAGUUCAGGUCCGCAGAGAAACUCUUCCUCGUCCACUUCUUCGACAGCAAGCGCAGCUGGCAAUGGCUUCCUAGAUCCAAGAUGGUGCCCUUCGGGAUCAACGAGACACUCGAUAGAAUCAAGCUGACGGAGGCUCGCUCUGGCCACAUCCGAAAAGCUGUACGGUUUGCCUUCGACCGAGCCAUGAAGCACCUGAACCGUGGUAGCGUCGAGCCGGAGCCAAGCGCCGGCCUCGUCGUCACAGAUUGAAGCACCUCCCCACCCCUGCAAGAACAUCGCCCCCUGCAGAGAUACUCUGUUCCUGUCUCAUACGCACAACACCUACACACACACACACACGUACACAUUCGCACACUCGCAACAUGUUUACCAUUCCCUACAACUGGAUUGUUUUCAUGUCUCCCCGCACAUCUGCCCCCUCCUUUCUGAAAUACUGUAGCUUGUGACGGCUGUCUUGUUUUGUCAAAGAGCUAUGCAAUGAGAACGACUCGUUUAGCAGGCGCAAAAGGUUGGGGAAAAAAUCUAACUUGGCUGUGAGGACCGAAAAAUCACGGGUCUAAACCUGUUGAAUGUGUCGGAGUUUGACCUCUGACCUCCUUAAAUGUGCUGCAAGACUGCUGCAACAAUCUCACUGCCAUGAAAAUGUCCAUCAGUGUGUGUGCGUGUGAGAGAGUGAGUGAGUGUGAGUGAGUGAGUGAGUGAGUGAUGGCAGCAGUUCCUGUAAAUAUCCUGUACAAGGUCUGACACUAAUUUAUUCACCCCCUCAGUUGUUAUGGUACGCAGUGUUCACACAUUUAUACAGUCAGAGGUGAUGAUCCACGUCGUCGCUGACACUGCCGGUGUCGGUGUUUCUGCUGGUGCUAUCUCUACAUAGAGAAAAACAAACAUGCAUACUGUACUGAACAUUUUUAUUUCAGACCCUUUUUUACAGUUUUUGUAACUUAUUGUGUUCUCAAGCUUCAAGUUCUCUUGUAUUUGGCAUUCAUUUUGUGUGUGCAUCUUUUUAUUUUUUUACCUGAAUGUUUUUACUGGACUACUUAUUCUUUUUCCUUUUUUUUGUUUGUACAUAUUUAUAUAAAAUCUAUAUAGGAGCUCUCACAGUUUAAAAUGCCUAAAGUGCAUCAUUCACACCGAAACCAAAAAAAAGAAUCUGCUACCCUCAAGGUUCCCACUAAUGUGUGUGUGAGUGUGUGUGUGUGUUUUUUUCCCCCCCCCACAGUUUAGUUGUUUUUUUUAGGUUUUUUGCCUUUUUGUUUGUGUGCUGUGAUGAGUUCAAGUCUUCUGUAAUCAUCUUCUCCACCUGAACUGACCUCCAGUCAGCUAGGAGAGAAGAGAAUGUGCCUGUACUAAUUUAUUGUAAAACAGAAAAUGUAUAUGCAUUACUUUAUAGAGAGAGUAUUGUAAUAAAAUACUAUGGGCACACUAGGAGCCACAUGUAGAGGCUCCCUGCUCUUCCUCUGUUGGGUUUUUUUUAUUUUAACUUUUGGAUUAAUAGCAUUAAAUCUGAGCGGUGAGGUGAUAGUGUUUGAUGUUUUGUUUUGGCAGGGUAGUGACGGGGACACUUCCUCUGGAUGUGGAUGUUGUGUGUGUAUAUAGAUUUGGUACUUUAGCUGAUUCUCUGGGAAAAACCACAGUUAUAGCCAAUGGGAGUGGAAACCAGCCGACAGCAGGCCGGUGGGAUUUUUAUACUAAAACACUGAAAAAUUAAAAUAUGUUAUUGAAUCACUGACUGAAUGUGUCCUUGUUAUUAUUUUAAAGUGAUGACUUUAAAAUCCAUUUUAAUUGGUUUUACCUCUUAUCGUAAUUAAUUAGCAUUCUUAUUAUCGAUUUUGAUUUAGUACAUUUUUAUUUAAUGUAUUUUUUAUUUUACAGUCUUGGUUUUAGAAAUUUUAUCAUUCAGAUUUUUAAAAGAUUUCGUUAUUCUGUUUUCAUUUUAUUUACUUUUAUUUUCAGACCAAUUUUUGUAUGUGUUCUUGAUUAUGAAACUUUAAAAACUUUUUUAGAUCAGACUCAAUUAUACUUUACAAUGAUUUAUUGAAUUAUUCUCAUAAGGAGAAAAUGUAUGUUACUUGUGUAUUAACAUGAAUCAGGUAGGGACCAAUUAACCAUGUCAAGUUCAGAGAAAAUAAUUUACCAGCAAAUUUCAAUGAACACAACAAUAAACUCACAGAAAUACA